Mycena citricolor is the source of this 4575-nucleotide messenger RNA. NCBI's taxonomy places the organism in Eukaryota, Fungi, Basidiomycota, Agaricomycetes, Agaricales, Mycenaceae. The record is from the annotation of a GenBank genome assembly.
AUGAGUCUGGGUCCAAACCCAAAUAUCCCCCCUUCUUCUGCUGCGUCGUCCGGCACAGCGUCUGGCACCCAUUCACACCAACACACAGCAGCUGGACUUGGACCUGGAACGACAGGAUCUGUGCAUGGGAUAGGAUAUCCCCCUGCCUUCCCAUUCAAUCCAUGGUCGAUGUAUCCUGGUACUGCUUAUCCCUAUCCACCGUUUCCAUUCUACCCAGCUCCCUUCCACAAUCUGCCCGGUCAUCCCUCUGCUGCACCGACUAUUCUUCCGGCUCCAAAUGCCACAAUCCCGCACUCUGGGCCUGCCGCAAAAAUCGAGGUCAUUCCUGACUCGAGCACUGUGCCCUCAACUCGUUGGCCAGAUGGCAACUUCAAAGUUGACUGUCUUGUUUCCGAGCUUCCGCCUGACUGGAAUGACGAAGGAUGGGCCUGGAGAUCAUCAGGCUCACGUAGACACGGUCUGCCAUCCGACGCGUACUCGGUCAACAAGAAUCGCUGCCUUGGAGUCUAUCACUGCGCGUGUCGUGAUUCGAGCGGAAAAUUCAGUCGUCUGAUCCGCCCAAAGAAGGAGAAGAGGUCACGAGAAGCCCAACAAAACGAUCGGUGUCUCCAGUGCCGCACAAAUCUGGUCCAUAUCCCGUGUGAUGCAUCAUACACAACUUACAACUAUGAAGACACCGACGCAGCCGAGCACAUUGUCCGACAGCACGAAGGCUACCAUUCCCAUGCUCGACCACCCACGAAGCGGCUCAGUGCAGCAGAAACGCUUGAACUGGAUGUCCAAGUCCGUCAGAACCCAACUCAGACUGCGCAACAGCUCCGGGUGGGCGCUGAAUUGGGUCAGACUCCGCUUGGAGUCAUCAAUCCUGCUUUAUUCGGCUCACGGAAGGCUCGCUCUGAGGUCGAACGGAGUAAAAUUCGGCUCGGAAUCGUUGCUCCAACUCGCUCAAGACAGAGUGGCUUUGAUCUGGUCGACACAAUGUCCAGCCUGCGUGAUAUGUUCCAGACACCGUUUAUCAUCAAGUCAGAGCUCAUCGGCGGUCAGUUUGUGGUCAUGCAAACGCCAUUCAUGCGGGAUGUGCUUCUGCGCGAUCAGAUUGAAUCUUGGUCGGAAGAGAGACUCGAAGUGGAAAGUGGACGCCAUGGUCUUCCAACAGACGGAUGCCAUGACUUUUUUAAACGCGGUGUCUUGCUUACAUCCCUGGUAUUCUCCCCAACACUAUUGCGAUGGUGUCCCGUGCUCUACACGUGGAUCGGGCAACUCGACGAGGCACAUCACAAGUCGCAUUUUGAUCAACUCCUUCCGGCCAUAGCAGAGAUUCAACAAACGCUGCGGAAUCAGCUCACUGGGUCUUAUAUCGUGCGGCCGGAACUGGCCAUGAUCUCGUCGAAGGGAUUCGACGCUUGCGGACACGUUGAUCCAAAGUUCGGCGGAACAAAACCGCAGCCAAAAUCACAUAUUCAGUGGCAUGAGAACGAUGGCCGUGCUCCAGAUACACGGGCCCGACUCGACGCUCUGAACCGCCUGGAAGCAGAGAGUACAGUCAGAGCUGCGGAUCUCACACAGGAUGAACGAUUCACAGCGUGCAAUAUGCCCGAGGCAAUCAAAAAAAACGCAGAUCAGCCGCCGUUGGUCUCCCCCUCCUCUCUUGUUCUCCAAUCGUAUAAAUGGGACUCAAUGUCCUGUUUCUUGGACGCUUCGCUCGAGGCAUUGUACCGAUCUUUUACUUCGCUUUCGACGACUCAAAGGAGCGACCUCAUGGCUCUAAUCCGCACCGAUGCUGCCUCAACUGGUCUGCGGGACAUUUUCGAACAUUUCUGGACUCGUGGUAUUGCUUCUGGCGAAUGGAGCUCGUCGUACCUGCAUGGGAAGAAUUUCCGCAACACAUCAAGGCCCUCGAUGCAUUGGUUGAAUGCGUGUCUGUAUUUUGGGCAACAGCGCGCCAAACUUCUGCUGAGCAGGAUAUGGGAUGGGGGGGAUAGAGUUGACGGACAACCAGGAUGUUGUCGAACUUGGAUGAAUCAGAUGUUACGGAUCGAUACAACUCUCGCCAUCCAGAAUCAAUUUGGGAUUGGAUAUCAGGUUCAUUUUACCUGCAAGGCCCAUAUGCGUCACCAAACCACGCAAUUCAUCCGCCCGAAAAUCGAGUUUGGUCUUCAUCGCGAUGAUAUAUUGAUUGCACAGGCCUCCUCUGACGGACGGGCCACACUUCAAGACUAUUUUCUCCAUUUCAUUCCUCGGGAUUCAUUUCAGGGAAAGACUGCACAACCGUUACAUCAAUCCCUGCCCAUUCACUGCGAGGACGGUUCUCAUUGCGCCUCAGAUUCCACAGUGACAUCCAUCGUCGUCGAAUUUCCUCUCAUUCUGCGCAUCGGGACUGGUAUGUUGGCAGACAACCCAAACGAAAAUGGGUUUUGGCCCUGGAAAGGAGUCGACUGUCAAUGCCCUGUCUUUCCACAAGAGUUCACUAUUGGGCCCGUGAACUACAAGCUCGUAUCGGCUGUCAAGUUUGUUCCUGGUGGUGUUGGGCACUUUAUUUCGACGGUCGUCAUCAAUGAUGUGGUGUACUCAUACGACGAUACACGCCAUAACGGUACUCUGCAAAAGAUAGGGCCGCUCUCCGACAUCACAAAUUGGGACUUUUCGACGAACUAUGUGAUCUAUGUGCGGACGACCAAGGAAUCGAGACUCAACCGAUCUGUCGAAGAGAUUGAACAAGACUAUACCAAGAUACCGUCUAUCGAUUCUCAAAGCAAUCCUUACCACAUCGUCGAUCCGACUCCUGUUCCAGAUCGACCGACGACUCCCACGCGAGCCAUGCCAGAUUGGUUGAAGCACCACGAAACCCCACAUGCGUCCAGCGACAAUCAGAGCAGCGAUUUCGAGAUGUUGGGAGCAAUCACGUCUUCAUGGGAUGAGCUCGAGGUCGAGCGAAUGAUCGCAGAGACGCUGGAUCCGGUGCAGGCGUCGCCAGCUCACAUCGGAAAACACCUGCUGAGUAGUAUGGACAAAUCGCCUUCCCCACCGCCAGCGAUCGCCACAUUAUCUGGAGCAGAUGAAGCUGAUUCGGACUCGAGCGACUCGGAGUUAGAAAUGGACUCGGGGAAAGCUGUCGUGGAAGAGGGCAGUACGCUUCGAUGCGAUGGGUGCUCAGAGCAAGCUCAGUUUGCAAAACAAUCAAAGCGGGCUAAUGGCGGUCUGGUGCCCUGUGAAUCAUGUCGCCAGUGCUCUCACAUCAGCUGCCUGGAUUCCGACACGAAUUGGCUCUUGGAUCGUGUGCGAUUCAUCUGCAAGUUGUGCGAUAAUUCGCACCCAGGCUCGAUUCUGGCUGUUCCUUAUCCAGCGACCAACGAUCCGGACGAUUCUGGGAGCAGGUUUUAUCCUGCAGUUCUUGUUCGGCGUCAUGUUGAGCGACGAGGGCAGUCAGACGAGUACGAAUUCAGCUGGUCCGAGUUCCUGGAUGGCGUUCUGUUCAACGCUCCAGAUCGACCAACUCAGCUGGAUAACUUCUUUCUGCCUCAUGCAACUUUCGUUCGCUACUCAAAUAUGAUUCAUAAGGGACGCAAAAAAGUCCCAGACUCAAAGAUAGGGACAUAUCGCGUCCCAUUCUACCUCAAUCCGAAGGCGGAGAUCCAUGUGAACUCGAACCUUGCUCAAGUGUUUUCCGCUGCUAUCCCGGUCGUUGGCAAUGUCCUCCGAUUGUGGGACCAGCGUCAUGUGGUUAUCAAAGCCUGGAUUCGCUACAGCAGGGAGCAACGAAAAAAGAAGAAACGCCUCGGCCCCGAUUCUUGGGCGUCGAAGCUGGGUCUGAUAUUCACUGAAGAACUCGAUCAGACCCUCGGGUAUGCACUGUCCCGGCUGAUGAUCCAUACGACGUUGGCUGACAUACCUUUCCAUGAACGCAAUGAGCGCGUGCAGAGCGUCGGUUGCGUUCUCUUCCACCUCCUCUUCGUCCAGCGGGAGCUUGGAGAGCCCUUUGACGCUGGCGGUGCUUCUUUCGACGAUCUCCGCUCGGAAUCCAUUCUGGCUUGUCCCCCAAAGCACGUGGAUGCGGUCGAAACAGCGAUGUUCCAAAUCUGGCGGGUCCGCUGGAAUACGGUGGAUGAGUUGGGGGAGGCGCGAAGAAAAUUCCGUGCAAAUCAUUGCACAUAUGAUGCGCACCAUACUUGGCCGGUCUAUCACCGGGUUAGUGGUGCCGCGCCGCUAGAUGCAGUCGUGGCAGUGAUUCCAGAGCACCUGCGUAGCGAGGAGGAACAAGAGCCCGCACCCCCGGAGCGACCGAAGCCGAAGCCGCGCAAGAAGGUUGCGACUGUGGCUAGCGUCUGCAAACGCUCACGCGCCGAGGAAGAACAAGAACCCGCAGCCCCGGAGCGACCGAAGCUACGCAAAGACAUUGUGACUGUGGCCAGCGUCCGCAAACGCUCACGCGCCGAGGAAGAACAAGAGGAGGAUCUCCCCGCUCAGAAACGACCAAAGCGGCAGCAGCGCAAGAGGGCUGCUGCGCCGGCCAGCAAGACCCCAGCGCCGCCUCAAAAGAAGGCUCGAGUGACUCCGGGAAGAAAAAAGAGGGUUUAG